Kwoniella mangroviensis CBS 8507 is the source of this 945-nucleotide messenger RNA. RefSeq names its product 40S ribosomal protein RACK1. Bases 1 to 945 code for a protein of 314 amino acids. Gene Ontology annotation, biological process: rescue of stalled cytosolic ribosome; positive regulation of protein phosphorylation. Gene Ontology annotation, cellular component: cytosol; nucleus. The record is from RefSeq and is a predicted model, not a curated record. The transcript is spliced from 5 exons. Lineage: Eukaryota; Fungi; Basidiomycota; Tremellomycetes; Tremellales; Cryptococcaceae. Gene Ontology annotation, molecular function: ribosome binding; translation regulator activity; protein kinase C binding.
AUGGCUGAGCCUCUCGUAUUCAAGGGUACCCUCGCCGGCCACUCCGGCUGGAUCACCGCCAUCGCUACUUCAAGUGAAAACCCAGACAUGAUCUUGACCGCUUCCAGGGAUAAGACCAUCAUCGUCUGGCAACUCACUCGAGAUGAUGGAUCUUUCGGUUUCCCCAAAAAGAUCCUCCACGGUCACAACCACUUUGUAUCUGAUGUAGUCAUCUCAUCAGACGGUCAAUUCGCUCUUUCCUCAUCGUGGGACCACACCCUUAGAUUAUGGGACUUGAACACCGGUUUGACCACUAGAAAAUUCGUUGGACACACUGGUGACGUUCUUUCCGUCUCAUUCUCAGCUGACAACCGACAAAUUGUCUCCGCCUCCCGAGACCGAACCAUCAAGCUCUGGAACACCCUCGGUGAAUGUAAAUUCAACAUCACCGAAGAUGGUCACUCCGAAUGGGUUUCAUGUGUUCGAUUCUCCCCUAACCCCGUUAUCCCUGUCAUCGUAUCUGCCGGUUGGGACAAGACCGUCAAGGUUUGGGAACUUUCCAAGUGUAAGCUCAAGACCAACCACUACGGUCACACCGGAUACAUCAACACCCUCGCUGUCUCUCCCGAUGGAUCCCUCGCUGCUUCAGGUGGUAAAGAUGGUAUCACCAUGCUUUGGGACUUGAACGACGGUAAACACCUUUACUCCCUCGAUGCCGGAGAUGUCGUCAACGCCCUCGUCUUCUCCCCUAACCGAUACUGGCUCUGUGCUGCUACCUCCUCUUCCAUCAAGAUCUUCGACCUUGAAUCCAAAUCAAUCGUCGAUGACCUCCGACCAGACUUUGACGGUCUCUCCGACAAAGCCCGAAAACCCGAAUGUACUUCUCUCGCUUGGUCCGCUGAUGGUCAAACUCUUUUCGCUGGUUUCUCAGACAACCUCGUUAGAGUUUGGGUUGUUGUCGUAUAG